This is a messenger RNA of Penicillium taxi, 1257 nucleotides long. RefSeq names its product aspartate aminotransferase. Gene Ontology annotation, molecular function: pyridoxal phosphate binding; L-aspartate:2-oxoglutarate transaminase activity. Gene Ontology annotation, biological process: L-aspartate biosynthetic process. The transcript is spliced from 4 exons. NCBI's taxonomy places the organism in Eukaryota, Fungi, Ascomycota, Eurotiomycetes, Eurotiales, Aspergillaceae. Bases 1 to 1257 code for a protein of 418 amino acids. The record is from RefSeq and is a predicted model, not a curated record. Gene Ontology annotation, cellular component: cytosol.
AUGGCUUCCAACCCGUCUGUAUUUACCACGGCCAAUGUUGCCGUGGCGCCUGAAGAUCCCUUGUUUGGUUUGAUGAAGGCCUAUCGCGAGGACCCCUCUGAUAAGAAAGUUGAUCUUGGUAUCGGUGCCUACCGUGACGACAACGCAAAGCCUUGGAUCUUGCCCGUCGUCAAGAAGGCCGAUGACGCCAUUCACAAUGACCCCAACCUCAACCACGAAUAUCUCUCCAUCGCCGGACUGCCCGAUCUCACAGCCGCCGCUCAGAAGCUGGUCGUCGGCGCUGACAGCCCAGCUAUCCAAGAGAAACGUAUCUGCACCCUCCAAACAAUCUCAGGAACAGGAGCCGUCCACCUAGGCGGCCUCUUCCUAUCCAAGUUCCACCCGCAAAAGCCCACAAUCUACCUCUCAAAUCCAACAUGGGCGAACCACAACCAGAUCUUCACAAACGUCGGCAUAAAGCUAGCAACAUACCCCUACUUCUCCAAGCAGACGAAAGGCCUCGACUUCACCGGCAUGAUCCAAACUCUGAAGACAGCACCACCAGGCUCCGUAAUUCUUCUUCACGCAUGCGCUCACAACCCAACAGGCGUCGACCCAACGCAAGACCAAUGGCGCGAAAUAGCAACCAUCAUGCGUGAGCGCAACCACUUCCCCUUCUUCGAUACAGCCUACCAAGGCUUCGCAUCGGGCGAUCUAAACCGCGACGCAUGGUCCAUUCGCUACUUCAUUGAGCAGGGAUUCGAACUCUGCGUCGCGCAGUCAUUCGCAAAGAACUUCGGCCUGUACGGCGAGCGUACGGGCGCUUUCCACUUCGUCUCUGGACCCGGCACUGAUGCUUCGACGGCUAAUGCCGCUAUAGCGAGUCAGCUGGCUACGCUGCAGCGGUCGGAGAUCUCGAACCCGCCUGCGUAUGGAGCGCGGAUUGCUAGUCGCAUUUUGAAUGAUCCGGUUCUGUUCGCGCAGUGGGAAGAUGAUCUGCGCACUAUGAGUGGCCGGAUUCUUGAUAUGCGGAGUAGUUUGCUGAAGCAGCUGCAGGCUCGUGGGACGCCUGGGUCCUGGGAUCAUAUCACUAGCCAGAUUGGCAUGUUCAGUUUCACUGGGCUUAACGAGGAGCAGGUCAAGGCCUUGCGGGAUAAGUGGCAUAUCUACAUGGCGAGUUUUACGAAAAAUGGCCGUAUCUCUAUGGCGGGUCUGAACACACAUAACAUCGAGUACUUCGCUGAGGCGCUUGAUAGUGUUGUUCGUGAGACGGUGUAG